CUCUAAACCCUCUCGUUUCUCUCUCUCUCCCUCUUCACCUGCACCAUAUCUCUGCCCCGGCGAAGCUAGCCGUCUCUCUCCAACCGUAUCGCGCCGGAGGUUUUGGAUCUUCUCAGUAAUCAGAACGGAUCAUUGUGUUACGCUAGACCAUUGAAUCUGAUUAGACCUGGUGAAUCGAAUUAGUUUUAAGAGUUGUUAAGAGUCAUGAAGAAGCUUAUAUCACUUGUCAGGAACCUUCACUCUCGCCAAUGCGAAUCCAAACUAAACUGGUCUGCGCAAGUGCGUUUCUUGCAGCAAGACACUGUCUCCAAACCUAAACCCAAGAAAUACAAAUACCCAUCAUUUUACGAUCCCUACGGUCCGAGACCCCAGCCUUCAAGCAAGAUCGUGGAGCUAGCUGAGCGUAUAGCUGCACUGUCUCCAGAGGAGCGGAAACAGAUCGGUCCCGCACUCAACGAACACCUGAGGCUUCCUAAACAACAGAUGAUUUCAUCCCAAGGCAUGAGUGUGGGAGCGAAACAGGAGGCUGGAGGAGCGAAAGUUGAGGAGAAGAAGGAGAAGACGUCUUUCGAUGUGAAGCUGGAGAAGUUUGAUACUGCUGCGAAGAUCAAAGUGAUCAAAGAAGUGAGAGCGUUCACGAGUUUGGGUCUCAAGGAGGCGAAGGAGCUUGUGGAGAAAGUGCCUGUGGUGAUUAAACAAGGUCUGACGAAGGAAGAAGCUAAUGGAAUCAUAGAGAAGAUCAAAGCUGUAGGUGGAGUCGCGGUUAUGGAGUAAGUGACUUUGAACACUUAUGUUUUUUUUUUCUUGUGUUUGGUUACAUCUUGGCACUUGCAAUGUAAUAACAAAUCAGUUAAACCAUUACAAGAACUUGGUUUUGAAUUUAAACUGUGUUUGGUUUA
Molecule: messenger RNA, 899 nt
Organism: Brassica napus (rape)
Lineage: Eukaryota; Viridiplantae; Streptophyta; Magnoliopsida; Brassicales; Brassicaceae
Product: 50S ribosomal protein L7/L12
Exons: 3
Coding region: 205-774 (189 amino acids)
Biological process (GO): translation
Cellular component (GO): ribosome
Molecular function (GO): structural constituent of ribosome
Source: RefSeq, a predicted model, not a curated record